AUGACCUUCUUCGACGCCCAGACCGAAGAUCUCGAUAUUGCCUCUAUCCGUCGACACGCCGUGCGCCUGGCCAAGGCCGGCCUCGUCGGCCUCGUAACAAUGGGCUCAAACGGUGAGGCAGUGCACCUCACCCGCGAAGAGCGCAUGACCGUCACUCGCGAGACCCGCUCCGCUCUCGAUGAAGCCGGCUUCAAGAACGUGCCCGUCAUCGCCGGUGCCAGUGAGAACAGCAUCCGCGGCACCAUCGAUCUUUGCAAGGAAGUCGCUGCUUCUGGUGGCGAGUACGUCCUGAUCGUGCCCCCCAGCUACUACCGCUACGCCGUCGGUAACGACGAGACACUGUACGAGUACUUCACAGCCGUCGCCGAUGGCUCGCCCAUUCCUCUUAUCCUGUACAACUACCCCGGUGCCGUUGCAGGUAUCGACAUGGACUCCGACCUCAUCAUUCGCAUCUCCCAACACCCCAACAUUGUCGGCACUAAGUUCACUUGCGCCAACACGGGCAAGCUGACCCGUGUCGCAAGUGCCCUGGGCGCUAUCACCCCCUCUUCCCCUCUGGCCCCGGCUCAGCGCACUGCUACUGUCUCCAAGCCCGACGCCAAGCAUCCAUACGUUGCCUUCGGUGGUAUUGCCGACUUCAGUCUCCAGACUCUGGUAUCUGGGGGCUCUGCCAUUCUCGCCGGUGGCGCUAAUGUCCUUCCCCGUCUUUGUGUGCGCAUCUUCACUCUCUGGUCUGAGGGUCGUCUCACUGAGGCUAUUGAGGCUCAGCAGCAGCUCAGUGCUGCUGACUGGGUUCUUACCAAAGCUGCCAUUCCUGGUACCAAGGGUGCUAUUCAGUCUUACUACGGAUACGGUGGCUUCCCCCGCCGACCUCUCGGCCGUCUCAGUGAAGAACAAACUAAGACUAUUGCUAAUAAGAUUAAGCCUGCUAUGGAUGUGGAGUUGUCUCUACCUGACGUCGCAUAA
This is a messenger RNA of Penicillium arizonense, 966 nucleotides long. Its product is annotated as dihydrodipicolinate synthase family protein. Bases 1 to 966 code for a protein of 321 amino acids. The record is from RefSeq and is a predicted model, not a curated record. Lineage: Eukaryota; Fungi; Ascomycota; Eurotiomycetes; Eurotiales; Aspergillaceae. The transcript has a single exon. Gene Ontology annotation, molecular function: 4-hydroxy-tetrahydrodipicolinate synthase activity.